AUAUAUACGCUACUUCUUCUCUUGCACGUCACGCGCCUGUUAACAUCGUACGUGCGCGCUUCCGCAAAACAGUGAUAAAGAUGGCGGCCUUCGCCGCACAAGGCGUCGUAGUUCCCCGCAGCUUUCGGCUGCUGGAGGAACUGGAGGAAGGUCAGAAGGGAGGUGGAGACGGCACAGUGAGCUGGGGCCUCGUGAAUGACGACGACAUGACGCUAACUCAGUGGAAUGGCAUGAUCAUCGGCCCACCCAAGACUGUGUACGAUGGCAGGAUAUACAGUCUGAGAAUAGAAUGUGGAUCCAGAUACCCGGAGCAUGCCCCUCAUGUCCGCUUUGUGAACAAGAUCAACCUGAACGGCGUACACAGUUCAAGCGGCCUGGUGGAAAUAAAGGCGCUGACGGCGCUGUGUAGGUGGAGAAACUCCUACAACAUCCGGAUGGUGCUGCAGGAGCUCAGACAGCACAUGAUGAUGAAAGAGAACAGCCGGCUUUCCCAGCCGCCUGAAGGCCAGGUGUACAGCAACUAAGGCACCUGCUGCUGUCGUCGUCGUUCCCACACACUACUCUACCACUGUCAACUACAUCAUGUUAUCCCUCCCUCCCUCAGCAGCCUCCCAUUGGACAGAAAGAGGGAUGUGCACCCAUUUAAGUUGACGGCGCAGACCAGACGUUAUCCAACACAAAUACUGAACAUCUCACUUGUUGUUUUGUCUUGUGUUUGUGUUUGUGUUUGUGUUUGUGUGUGUGUGUGUGUGUGUGUGUGUGUGUGUGUGUGUGUGUGUGUGUGUGUGUGUGUGUGUGUGUGUGUGUGUGUGUGUGUGUGUGUGUGUGUGUGUGUGUGUGUGUGUGUGUGUGUGUGUGUGUGUGUGUGUGUGUGUGUGUGUGUGUGUGUGUGUGUGUGUGUGUGUGUGUGUGUGUGUGUGUGUGUGUGUGUGUGUGUGUGUGUGUGUGUGUGUGUUCUACAUCCAGAUUGUAAAAUAACCAAUGACAUGAUUGAGUGUACCAAUCGUGUGCUGCAUCCUUUACUUAGUAAAUACCCCCCCAGUAAACGUUUGGAUAAUUUGCAGUUAUUUUUCAGCAGAUUCCCCUCCAUGGAGAAAAAAAUAAAUAAAAUUACCCCACACAGUGCUUUGCUAAGUCUCCCGGGCCGUGUUGGUCUCAAAGUCCCCAGCUUCCGCAAAAUCCCGACGAUGUGAAAUUCACGGGUUUCCCUCACACGACUGCAUGUCCGGUACACGGGAAUUAACUGCUACUAGACAUUUAUCAACAUAUGUAUCAACAGGGCACUGCUGGCUCAUCACUCUUAUUCUCACACUUGUCUUCUGUGUGCCAUAUGGUUCAUAGAGCUUUGUGAUGGUGAUUGAUUAUUAGCAGCCGGAGAGAUGGAGGGAGGGGGGAGAGACAUAUAGCAGGAGGAGUUGUGUAUUUUUUUUUCCCCUUCUUUUUGUUUGUCUGCUGUUUUGGGGUUCUGGUUUGGGUUUCUUCAGUCUCCGGGCCGACCUGUGUAAACGCUCCACGGAGCUGUCUCCUCUCUCACAGUGAGCUCCCACUGAACGCGAUGUACGGCUUUGGAUGUUUAUUUUUUAUGAUGGGUUGAAUCUAUUCAGGGUGAUGGUGACCUGUUGCAUGGUUUUAUUUGAAUUAAACGUUAUUACUUUUGCA
Messenger RNA from Cyclopterus lumpus (lumpfish), 1659 nucleotides. It is a transcript of the gene ube2v1, whose product is annotated as ubiquitin-conjugating enzyme E2 variant 1. Gene Ontology annotation, biological process: protein K63-linked ubiquitination; DNA damage tolerance. The record is from RefSeq and is a predicted model, not a curated record. The coding region runs from base 81 to 524 and encodes 147 amino acids. Gene Ontology annotation, cellular component: nucleus. Lineage: Eukaryota; Metazoa; Chordata; Actinopteri; Perciformes; Cyclopteridae. The transcript has 4 exons.